GUGUGUGAUAGAGAGAGAUCGAGAGAGUGCUCUACAGAGAGAGGGAGAGAGGACUGCCGUUGAGAUUGGACUCUAUCACGUCUUCAUUAUUAGUCUAAAAUGCUUUAGUACCUGCCAUUCAUCUGUGCUGUCAGUCAAAGAUCAGUCACGCGGGAUAUACGUUAAGUUCAGGUCUGGAAAGCAGUGGUGCAACUGAAGGCCCAAGAUGCCAGAGCAGAGCAACGACUACCGUGUGGUGGUGUUUGGCGCAGGGGGUGUAGGGAAGAGCUCACUUGUGCUCCGUUUUGUGAAAGGCACUUUCCGGGACACCUACAUCCCAACAGUGGAGGACACGUACCGGCAGGUGAUCAGCUGUGACAAGAGCGUCUGCACCCUACAGAUCACAGACACAACUGGCAGCCACCAGUUUCCCGCCAUGCAGCGUCUGUCCAUCUCCAAGGGUCACGCAUUCAUCCUGGUCUACUCCAUCACUAGUAAGCAAUCCCUGGAAGAAUUAAAGCCCAUAUACCAGCAGAUUCUCGCUAUUAAAGGCAACAUAGAGAACAUCCCCAUCAUGCUCGUGGGAAACAAGAGCGAUGAGACUCAACGGGAAGUGAAGACCGAAGAUGGAGAGGCCCAGUCCAAGAUCUGGAAGUGUGCUUUCAUGGAGACCUCAGCUAAGACUAACCACAAUGUCACUGAGCUUUUCCAGGAGCUUCUCAACUUGGAGAAGAAGAGGAACAUGAGUUUGAACAUCGAUGGCAAGCGUUCUGGGAAGCAAAGCAGGGCUGACAAGCUGAAGGGGAAAUGCAGCAUCAUGUAAAGUGCUUGUUAGAGCCUGAACUGGGAUGUGGUGAGAUAAAGUGAAGAUAUAGAGUGAUAAAAUAACAAAGGAAAGGAACCGAGGAGAGAAAAAUGAGUGAAAAUGGUGUUAUUUGACAUUUCAUGCUUAUUUCCGAUAACAAGGAUUUUACUCUAACAUCUCAAAUUUCAUCCUUCUCCAUCAGUCUUUGGCCUUAACAAGCACUGACCUGUUCGUAUUGCCUUGUCUGUUUCUAUUACAGAGCAUGGCCACCUUCUCUCACAUCUGAGAAAUACUCAGAUAGCAAUCGAUUCUUAAACAGCCCUUUUUGAGUUCAUGAUGAAAUUUUUUCAUUAAAUAGUUGCUCCUGCAUAGCUAAAGCAGAGUCAGGAUUUAACUUGACUUAAGGCUUAGACUUUGCUUAGUGACAACUAAAAUUUAGUUUUGUUUAUUUAUUCAAACGUUCCUGUCAGGUUGAGGAAGUAGUGUCAGAAUGAGAUUAUAUGACAAUAUAGUCAAACCAUCCUUUAAUACUCUUUGUUACAGGCUCUGUGAAUCCACUUUUAUUUGUUAUCCUCAUAACAUUUUGAUGAUUACUUUUGCAUGUCCUUAGUUAUCUUAAAUAAUGCCAACCCGUAUGUACAACAAUCAUUUUAUUAAACAUUAGCAACAUACCAUAGAAAAUUAUGAUGCUUUUGAAAAUUAUUACCUGCAGUUACAUCAAGGCAGAUCAAAAAUCUGAAAUCAUAUUUCAUGCAGAUGCACACAUGCUUAUGGUACUCAUCAUAAUCAUAAUCUCUGGUAUUCAGCUGCCCUACUAAUUUGGAGUGAGCCAGAAUCUUCAUCAUCAUUUUUUAUGUUUUUCAAGAUAAACUGCUUAUAUUUUUAGUAAGUAUAACUGGAACAAUAACAAAUGUAGCCCUCUUAAAGUCGAUCAGUGUAUUUAGACAGCAAAACUAAAUUGAGGCUUUCCUAACACAACCAAAGUCUUCUAACCCUGUUUAUCAGAGACUAAUGUGAACAUUAAUGAACGGAUAUAAUAUGGCUGAUAUAAUAUAAUCUGAAGUUAUGAUCUUUUUAUGAUAACAUUGAAACAUUUUAAAUAUUUUUCUACAAUAAUUUUUUUAUAUGCAUCACAUGUCAGACAUUACAGGAAUUUUUAAGUUGAAACAAAUUCAGUUUUUGUGCUCUUAAUCUGCUAAUCAGCUUUUGACAAAAGAAAUCUCUUGUUUCAAAGGGCCUUGAUUGUAUUGCAUUAUAUUUCAUUUAACCAGCUGAUUGCCUUUGUACAUUGAUGUGAUGUUUAUAUGUUUUAAGGGUUGUGCAUGACAGAUCUGAGUAGAUGCAGACAACAUUAUUUAUCCAUGUUGUGCUGGUUUGCUUACUUUACUAUGUAAAAAGCUAGGUUUUGAACAGGGUACAUAAGAAAUGAGUAGAAAAAGAAAGCGUUACACAACAGAAAACGAAUACAAAGUAAACAGACAAAAAAGAAUUCAUGUGGUUUAUUUUAUAUAUAUUAUUAUAAUAAUCCUGUAUAAGAAGCAACUUAUAUAAGUAUAUCAAACAUUCAAAUUUAGAAUGAUAAAACCAUACAUUUCAUUUUGGCACAGGUAGAAAAAUAGGGUUAUAAAUAUGUAAUAGAGUAUUAUAUCCCACCCCCAUAUACAGUAAAUCUAAUAUAUACUAAUGAUAUACUGUGACAAGCAUUGCAAUAGAACAGAAAACAAUAACAUCAGUCAUAUGUAGUUUCCAGUUUACUGUCAGUAAAUAUUAUGACUCAGCCUGUUGCCUGUGAUUGAUGUGUAUGAUUAAUAUUUUAAUAGUAGUUCACUGGAUGCCCCACCAACACGUUCAUCCCCCUAGAAUGGUGCUAUAAUUUACCACCUCUCUACUGGUGACAGUAGAUCUGCUCUGCAUGGUUUAUGUAAAAUACCCUCUUUUAUCACUCUGCAGUGUUGCUGAUUUACGGCUUUGCAAUUUUCUAAAUUCAGAACAACGCCUCAUCCAUCUAUCAUGAAGUUUAGACUGCAUUUGGAUCCAUUAUACCUGAAUCUAUAUGUCCAACCUCUAUAAAGAUAACUCAGCUGGAGUAUGAGUCACACUGCUGAUACCAUCAGAGGCAUUGCAAGCUGCAUGAGAGGAAAACUGCGGAGCGUCUUGCAUUUUACAUGUAUGGGAAGUCUGCACUGUCACAUCUGAACAGUAUCAGCUACCUGUGAUCCUUUUGCUUGGCUUGACAACAUGGACUUGCCUCCGCAAUGCCAAUGCCCACCAGUUCUGCGUAUCAUAGCAUUUUUUAAACCCAUAUGCAUUUUAUCAUGCACAUUCUAUUGUAAAUAUUUGUAAAUUGUCUGUAAAGAAUAUGACACUGUAAAGAAAUCAUGACUGACUCUUGGCGGAUGAACCGACAGGUCGUCCCAACAGACAUGGAUACAGUUCCUUCAGUCUCUGUUCAUGUAUUUGGUUGGACUCCCAGGGGACUUUUUUGUACAUCUGGAUUACCUUCAUGCUUUUUUUUCAUUUGGUAUCUUAAAUCUGGUUUACACAGUGAGCACUUUAAAUGCCUAAUGGUAACGGAAUGUACUAUGAAACGUCCAAAUGAUGACCUCCAUUCAUAAUUUAAAAUAUGCAUGGUCCCACUUGAUGUUUACCCAGCAUGAGGCAAGCAACAAAACUGUGAAGUGACUUUUCAACUCCUUUCCAUUUUAUUAUUAUUAUUAUUUUUAGCUACUACUAUGUAUGAUAUGUCUUUUAGCAAUAGUCUUCCUAAGACCUGGUAUGCUGUGGUCAUGCAUCCAAAAUGAAGGAAAAUAUGACCUACAUAUACUAACAUAUAUGUAUAUAUAUAUACUGUAUACCGGCGAAUAUUCUCUAAGAAAUCUGCAAAUUGAUUUUCAUAAUAAAAACAAUUAGAGCAAAAACCCAAUAA
This is a messenger RNA of Carassius gibelio (silver crucian carp), 3710 nucleotides long. RefSeq names its product GTP-binding protein Di-Ras1-like. Gene Ontology annotation, molecular function: GDP binding; GTPase activity; GTP binding. The record is from RefSeq and is a predicted model, not a curated record. NCBI's taxonomy places the organism in Eukaryota, Metazoa, Chordata, Actinopteri, Cypriniformes, Cyprinidae. The transcript has 2 exons. Gene Ontology annotation, biological process: signal transduction. Bases 206 to 802 code for a protein of 198 amino acids. Gene Ontology annotation, cellular component: plasma membrane.